AUGCAUUUCUCUCGUGUGCUUGCCGUGUCGGCUUCUCUCAUUACCCUGGGCCUCGCCGCCGAUCCUCUUGCUUUCACUAGUUGGCCCCAAGAUGUCGCUGCCGGAAAGCCUGUGACUCUUACCUGGGCUGGUGCCGUCCCUGGACAGCCUGUGACCCUGACCCUGCGAAAGGGAAGCUCCACCCACUUGAAGGAUGUAGAGACCAUCACCAGCGAGGCGAAGGAUGGCACUUUCACCUGGACCCCUGGUGACAAUGUCAAGGAGGGAGAGACAUACGCCUUCCAGGUCUCUCAGGGUGGGCAAGUCAACUACUCCGCUCUGCUUAAGGCUGGCGUCGGAGCCCCCAAGGCUGAGACCACUGGAGCCACCCAUGCCACCCAUGCCACUCAGGCCACGACCGAGGCCACUGCUGCGACUGGCACCACUGGCACCACAACCGGCGCAACCACCACCGGCACCAACACCCAGACCACCAUGACCACCGAGACACAGACAACCAGCAAGCCUUUGAUCAGCUCCUCAGCAUCUGGUUCCCCAUCCGGCAGCCCUUCAUCCUCAACUGUCAGCAGCACUAUGACAAAUGGUCCCAUGAUGACCAACACCGAUGUGAUGAAUGGCAAGGAGGCAUCUGAGACCGGAACCACGCAGAGUGGCAUGGCUUCCGUGCCCUCAUUGUCCCGUGGGCUUGUGCUGGGAGCUCUUGGUCUGUUUGUCUACCUUGUACAGUAG
Messenger RNA from Penicillium manginii, 729 nucleotides. RefSeq names its product GPI anchored serine-threonine rich family protein. The transcript has 2 exons. The coding region runs from base 1 to 729 and encodes 242 amino acids. Lineage: Eukaryota; Fungi; Ascomycota; Eurotiomycetes; Eurotiales; Aspergillaceae. The record is from RefSeq and is a predicted model, not a curated record.